Molecule: messenger RNA, 1290 nt
Organism: Torulaspora globosa
Lineage: Eukaryota; Fungi; Ascomycota; Saccharomycetes; Saccharomycetales; Saccharomycetaceae
Product: folylpolyglutamate synthase/dihydrofolate synthase family protein
Exons: 1
Coding region: 1-1290 (429 amino acids)
Biological process (GO): folic acid-containing compound biosynthetic process
Cellular component (GO): cytosol; cytoplasm; mitochondrion
Molecular function (GO): ATP binding; tetrahydrofolylpolyglutamate synthase activity; dihydrofolate synthase activity
Source: RefSeq, a predicted model, not a curated record
AUGCUUCAGAAAAACAAUUCGAUGAACAUCAAUCUGGGCUUAUCCCGAGUCUCCAAGCUACUUAAUUAUCUGGGAAAUCCCCAUGAAAGGCUAACUGUGUUGCAUGUUGCCGGUACCAAUGGUAAAGGAUCGGUGUGCUCAUACCUGUCGUCUAUUCUACAGGACAGCUCAAAUCAAGUAGGUAAGUUCACUACACCGCACCUGAUUGAAGUAACGGACUCGAUAACAAUUAACAGCAAGCCAAUCUCAUGGAGUGUCUAUAGAAAUAUCAGGAAUAAUCUGGAGACCAUUAACAACAGGCACCAAUUGAACUGUACAGAAUUCGAACUGCUUACUUGUACAGCAUUUCAAUACUUCCGCAAUGUUAAUUGUCAGUGGUGUGUCAUCGAGGUUGGACUUGGCGGCCGUUUAGAUGCUACUAAUAUUAUUCCUGGGCAUCGCAAGGUUGCUUGUGGAAUUACCAAGAUAAGUCUUGAUCAUGAGGCGUUUCUUGGCAAUUCUUUGGUCAAGAUCGCGCAAGAGAAGGCCGGCAUCAUUACAAAAGGCGUCAAAUACGCUAUAGUGGACGGAUCGAACGAGCAGACCGUCAUUCAGACCGUUGAAGAUAAAUGCAGAGAAAUGGACUGUCAGCUUACUAUUACGGACCCUGAUUGUGGGACAACUCAUAUUGAUACGAAAUCAUGGGGGCGCUUAGUGUUUGAGAAGAUGCCGUUGAAUGGACAUUAUCAAAUAUGCAAUCUCAGGGUUGCCCUCGCUAUCAUAGAUGGCAUACAGCAGCGCAAAAUGGCCAACAUAUCAAUUGAUGCCAUCAUUAAAAGGCUGCAGAAUGUCGAAUGGCCCGGCAGGCUUCAGAACCUUAACUUUUGUUAUGAUCCCAUACAAAAGUCUACUAUCCCAGUUCUAUUGGAUGGGGCCCAUAAUGGAAGUGCUGCAAUCGAGCUGGCCAAAUUUUUGCGAAAUCAGUUUGGUGACCAGCCACUAACCUUCAUCGUUUCUGUGACCAGCGGCAAGGACCUCCAGCCAUUGUUUGGCUCACUGCUGCGCCCGCACGAUAGAGUAAUAGUAACUGAAUAUGGUCGUGUGGAUGGUAUGCCCUGGAUCAGUCCAAUGGCCGCAUCCGAGCUUUCGCUGCACAUCAAAGAAAACUAUACGCCCAAAGUUGAAGUUCAGAAUGAUGUUGUGUCUUGCAUCAUGAGGGGCCAGCAAAUAAGAGCACCAAUAGUGAUCUGCGGCUCUUUAUACCUAUGUGGUGACGUGCUGCGAUUGCAUCAGGAAAACCUCGGUCAAUGA